AUGAGUGCACCCAGACAAUCGUCGCCGUUAUCGGCAUCGGCAGGCCUGGAGAUACCCUGUCCAAUCAUUCAGUCAUUGCAUAAUACGUCAGAUAUCAAGUCACAAGGAGCGGCGACGGACAAAGUGUCGCGGAUGAACACCAUUCAAGAAGAAUCUACGGAGCCAGGAGACGACGACCAUUGCCUGCCAUGCUCGCAUGCACCGUUGGCGGCUGCUGAGGCUACCCAAGACGACGACAGAACCAGUCAAGCUGAUCCUGAAGCAAUUUCCGAAUAUAUUUUGAAGAUCCGAGAGGCCAUAAAGCUGCAGGGUCAGCGGCUGCAGGAGACGCAACUGGAAAGCGAGCAGCUCGAGAAGCAUAAGCGUGAAAGUGAGAAGCUGGACUUCCACAUCAAGGUUGGCGGCAAGAAGCGGCGGACGUCGUUGCUCUCAGGCGCAAAGGAGCGUGGAAGGAAUCUGGUAUCCGACGUCAAGGCCCGGAGUAAGAGGCUGUCGACUGUUUUCCCGGUGCCAACGAAGCGCGACACCGCAGUGGUCGAAGUGACAUCGAAGGAACAGGAGCGCACGUCGAUUCCCCUAGGCCUGGAAGGGACGGAGGGAGUCUACGGCCUCACAUCUCAACGAAUGAGAAUAUCUGCCAUCUUCUCUCCCAUGUGGACGAAGUUGCCCGGACAAGAACAAGAAAAGCCGAAAAUUAAGAGCAAGAACGGUACACCGACGUACAGUUCCGCAGGAGAUGGACGAACAGGAGCUAAGGGUGCCGCAUCCGCGAAGAAAUCAUAUGUUGAGGAUGUUGAUGAGACUGACAACAGGAGCGACAACGACAGCGAGCUCAUGGGCCUCCUCUCGCCACGCUCAGUGUCGUCUCAGCCGGAAAGCUUCGAUGCGUCCCAUUUCUAUACACCAAUGAUUCCAUCUGGCUCGGGACGGGAUUGUGAAUACCGUCUUGAUAGAUCACGGUUCAGGCAUGCUUUUGAUUUGUCGAGAGAGUUGGCGUCGAAGAGCGCCAGGAAAGUCGGGUCCAACGUAGGUAAUGUUCUGAUGCCACGAAUGAAGGGGCGCGGAUGGUCAAAACUCCACAAUUGA
Fonsecaea multimorphosa CBS 102226 is the source of this 1086-nucleotide messenger RNA. RefSeq lists its product as uncharacterized. The record is from RefSeq and is a predicted model, not a curated record. Bases 1 to 1086 code for a protein of 361 amino acids. The transcript has a single exon. NCBI's taxonomy places the organism in Eukaryota, Fungi, Ascomycota, Eurotiomycetes, Chaetothyriales, Herpotrichiellaceae.